This is a messenger RNA of Dermacentor albipictus, 4162 nucleotides long. Its product is annotated as protein yippee-like 2. NCBI's taxonomy places the organism in Eukaryota, Metazoa, Arthropoda, Arachnida, Ixodida, Ixodidae. The record is from RefSeq and is a predicted model, not a curated record.
UUUCGCCCGAGGGCCAAUGCCCUGCUCUGCGACGGGCCGAGAGCGCCCAGCGGCCGCUCCGAUUGGCUGCUCCCGCCCGUAGCGUCGGCGAGGUCGCUGUUUGUUGCCUGCGCCGAGCGGUCUCGCUUUUGACACGCAUCUGCGCAAUCGCUCCUCGCGUAAGGAACAGCUGGUUGUCGCCUCGCGACCAAAACGACCAAAACAACGCAGUGUGUCUCGCCGAAGUAAACGGUCCUUGUCAGUGCCCAAAUCGUCUGGAUACGCCGUUUCGCCGAGCUACUACCCAUGGAUUUACACUCGGACGAGUGGCUGAUACACUAGCCCUGGUGGUGCCCCCGCCGCGGUUCUCUGGAGCCCUGGCCGUGGGAAAGUGCGCCGCUAGCAGCAGCAGCGUCGGCCCAAAGCAUCAGUGCAGCACCAACGCGAAGCCCACUGGCAGGCAGGGAAGGCGGCGGUGGGAGAGGCUUGUAGCAGCAGCGGUGCCGUGCAGCUGACUAGAGCAGCAUGGUGAAGACUUUCCAGGCAUACUUGCCGACCUGCCACCGCACCUACAGCUGCAUUCACUGCAGGGCUCACCUGGCCAACCACGACGAGCUCAUCUCCAAGUCAUUCCAAGGAAGCCAAGGAAGGGCUUACCUCUUUAACUCAGUGGUGAAUGUCGGGUGCGGACCGGCAGAGGAGCGCUACUUACUCACAGGUCUCCAUGCGGUGGCCGACAUCUACUGUGAAUGCUGCAAAACCACACUUGGUUGGAAAUAUGAGCAUGCCUUUGAGUCGAGCCAGAAGUACAAGGAGGGCAAAUACAUCAUCGAGCUGGCUCACAUGAUCAAGGAGAAUGGCUGGGAUUGACAACACGCCCCGGUGGAGGAAGAGGACGUGCCGCCGCUACCCUCAUCGUCGUCGGCCCCUUCCUCCCCCGUGGUGGCCCUAUUUCGCAAUGGCCACCCACCGCCACAGUACUUCCCACCAUUCUGAGGGGUGGAGCUGCACAGCCAAAGUGGGAUGGCCUUCAGACAGACCGGCUGUCCCUGACCCUAGGAGAGUCAAGUCUGCCCGGUUGCUAGCGUAGCAGGUCCUGCCUGUUCCCCGACUGGUCGUUCCUUUGUUGUUGUUUUUCUGUCUCUGAAAAGCCGCGUUUCUCCAGCGCACUUCCUUCCAUUUGCACGACCGUUUUCAGUGAAGCUGAGGGGAGACGAGUGUAAAAGAAACAGGAUAGCUUGAUAAACUCGGUGAGGUGCUCGUUCGCAAGUGCCUGUUUCAUUGAGGCCAAAUUGAAUUUCACUUGUUCCGGUGUUCGUUUCUUUAGCGAGGGUUAAGGUGCCAUUACGUUUUUCUGUCAUUGUUCUGGGGCUUGUAACGAAGGUGUACUGGGGGGAAUCACGGUUAAUCAUUAUUGCUCAAAGCCGCAUGCUCAACUUUCUAGACGAAGUCAUCAACGUGGGUAAUUGGGGAGGUCGUAAUGCACGGCAGUUGUUGCUCAUGGUAUUAUUUGAGACUUCACUAUUUAUGAGACCUAAACAAAAUGGCACAAAAACUUAAAUCACAAUUGAUGCAUUCGCAUACCUGACUGGUGACAAGACUGGCACAACACCCUAGGCUUUAAGGCAAAGGCCAAGAAAUAGCAUGUUUUCCAUCUCGCUCUUCUUGAGGUGAAUGUUUUAUUUCUGUCUUUCAGGUUAGUUCGGUGGUAAAAAAUAUAUACAGCACUCUUUGAGGAAAACGUUUUAUGUAGGAAGGAUUUUCUGUACUUCAGGCUAGCUUGGUGGAAAAAAAGAAGUACAGCGCUCUUUAGGGAAGUGUUUUAAUAUAGAACAAUGGUGCUGACCUUCAGAUUAAUUCUUUAAAAGAAAUUCUGCACUUCUUGAGGCAGAUCUUAGUAGAACUAUGUUUUUUGUGCUCAAGACUAACUCGGUGAUGAAAAUAAUUGUUUUGACCUAGGAGCCUAAACAAGGUUCUCCUUUCAAGCCAUUUGAACCAUAGCAUAUAUAGUCUGUUGCUGUGAGGGGUGUUUCCUUAGCUUCACACAUGGUAGGUCAUCAGACAACCGGCUAAAAAUGGAAUUGACUCUUUGUCUGAAAGUGUAGUUGACUUGGAGACUUGUUUUCGAUGUACCCCACUGCAAAGCAGGGGUGGUUACUGUACCAUUCCGGUGUGGCGAUCUGUCGGGGACAGGCAGAAGUUCUGCGAAAACGUUGUGCAGGGCAAGAAACUCCACUUCAAAACGAGUAGUGCUGUGUUUAUGACGUCAAGUUGGCCCUUCUGUCUCGGUGACAAACUCGCCACGAGAGGACUCUGUGGGGGACUGUGUUGUCGUGUGAUCACUACAAGACGUGGUGAACAAGCACGGAAGUUUUUUUUUUCCCCCCCGUCACCCGGUAAUUUGUGGGGUGGUGACACCGUGAUGACGCAGCGAAGCCAGCUGCAAGGACAAAUAUGCCAUUGUAUUGUCAUCUAGGCAUGGUCAGGUACCACGGGACCUAGGGCUUGUUGUUGUCGAAGAUUUUUUUUACUCAAUAUACUUGAGGAUUUUAGAAUGUGUGUGCGUUUGUGUGCAAAGUUUUUGAGAGUGAGGGUUACGAGAGAAAUAGAUAAUGUUAUGCUUGUCUGCGUGUAUGCGUGUGUGCCUGCAAAUAAUUUAAAUCAUUACCUUUGAAUGUAUGAAAAUGCGGUGUGUGUUUGCUUUGAAUGCUGCUGUGAAGUGUGAUGGACUCUGUUUACAUGGGCUGAGUGGGGUUUCAUCUGGGUCACAAGAUGCAUGUGAAGCACGUGUGACAUCUGUCUGCCUGAACGAUCACAAGUGGAGAGUUUGACGUGUUUUUCUUUGAAAGCUUCGCCAGCACUAUUUCGUGUGUUUAUGUGCGUUUCUCUAAAGUUAAUGUUUUCUCUCUCUGCAUCUUCUAGUCUGCCGUUGUUCUUGUUUGUUUGUUUGUUUGUUUGUCUCGACACUUGCUGCGAGUGCUUCUUGCAAUGACAACAAAGUUUUAUCUGUGAUUAUAUUUCUUUAGCACUUUUCCUUCUUUAAUAUGAGCAUGAUUGCAACAUGUGAGAUCAGGCCGCGCGGAAUGUGCGGUCUGUGCACGUGGAACACUGAACAUAGCAUUAGAGGAGUUGAUUUUUGACAAAGUGUGUCUCGUCACACGUUUCGCUUGUCUCAAUUUAUCAGUGACUGGGACUAAUCUUGCCACAGUGUGAAUUCUAGUUUUAUUUUAUCUCUCUGUCUUUUGUUCUACUUAAUUUGCACCACAGGCAUGCUCAUCCAAUUUUAACAGGCAGUUGUUGGCAUCUGCCAUUGGACACAACUGUGCGAGACGAGGCCUCAAUAAGCGCAUUGCUUCACCAGUUUACCGAAAUCAUUAGCAGUUGUAGCGAGGGUAGUUUUAGACAAUCCUUGAGCACUCGCACGUGCAUGCUGUUAUAAUUCCUCCAGUUAAUUGGCUGGCACACAACGUUUAUAAGCUGCAGUGAAAUUUCACUUGUAGGGGCACGCUAUACCAACAGUAUUCAAAGCCUUGUGUUAUUUCAGAACUGCAAGAGAUAUUUCUCCAUUUUGGCCAUCUUGGAUAGUCAGGGUAGAAAUAAAUGAUGUCACAAGAAUUGCUUGUCUAGCUACACACAACUGUAGGAAGCCGGUGACAUUUGGCCUUAUUGUGCUCUGUAUGGUACCUUUGUUUGCAAGGUAGCUUGUACAAGGUUUUUGGGAUUUCCUUGAUGUUGCUUACAGGGCAAGCUGUUAAGAAAGGCGAUGGCUCAAUGGUACUAGUGCAACAAUAGACCCUUUUAGGAAAGCGCUAAGCUAGCUUUUUCACUAUGCACAAUUGCUCUAUGCGACUGGCGCAUAAAUAAAAUGGGGAUUACUGGACAAUUGGUGCACUGUUAUUUUCGUGCAUUAAACAUGACGGGAAAGUGCGCACGAAAACAAACAAUGCACUAUGCAUUGAUGGACAUUUUAGCUAUGCAGUUAAGCUACCCUAUUUUAGGCAUUCUGCAUUGCAAGCCAGCUUGGAACUUAUCUAAAGGGUCAAUUGCUUCAGAAACAUGUCAAUGGGCAACUGCUAGGUCACCAUCAAUGAACUGACUCCUGAGAAUUUUCUUAAUUUAAAUUAAAGCCUUGAACAUCAGAGGAAUGUUUAGAUGGGCCCAACUCCGACGAGGCCUAUUCAAA